Molecule: messenger RNA, 960 nt
Organism: Trichoderma aggressivum f. europaeum
Lineage: Eukaryota; Fungi; Ascomycota; Sordariomycetes; Hypocreales; Hypocreaceae
Exons: 7
Coding region: 1-960 (319 amino acids)
Biological process (GO): purine nucleotide biosynthetic process; ribonucleoside monophosphate biosynthetic process; 5-phosphoribose 1-diphosphate biosynthetic process
Cellular component (GO): cytoplasm; ribose phosphate diphosphokinase complex
Molecular function (GO): ribose phosphate diphosphokinase activity; magnesium ion binding
Source: RefSeq, a predicted model, not a curated record
AUGGCAAACGAGAUCAAGCUCAUCUCUGGGAGCUCCCACCCGGAGCUGAGUGCUCUGGUGGCUAGUCGACUUGGCAUCAAUAUCGCCAACACCAUGAGCCUCAACUACUCUAACCAAGAGACGAGUGUUUCCAUUGGAGAGUCCGUGAGAGAUGAAGACGUCUUCAUCCUUCAGUCGACAGCGCCGGGUGACGUCAACGAUGGUCUCAUGGAGCUGCUCAUCAUGAUCCACGCUUGCCGCACUGCGUCUGCUAGACGUAUCACGGCCGUCAUUCCUAAUUACCCCUACGCUCGCCAGGACAAGAAGGACAAGUCCCGUGCACCCAUUAGUGCCAGACUGAUUGCAAACAUGCUGCAGGUGUCCGGCUGCAACCAUAUCAUCACUAUGGACCUGCAUGCCUCACAGAUCCAGGGGUUCUUCAAUGUGCCUGUAGAUAACCUGUAUGCGGAGCCAUCCGUCCUGCGGUGGAUCAGCGAGAACCUGGACGUUGAGAACUGCGUCAUCGUCUCUCCAGAUGCUGGCGGUGCGAAGCGCGCCACCUCGCUUGCAGACCGUCUCAACACCGGAUUUGCUCUGAUUCACAAGGAGCGCCCGCGACCUAAUGUUGUCGGCCGCAUGGUUCUUGUGGGUGAUGUUCAAGACAAGGUGGCUAUCCUUGUGGAUGACAUGGCCGACACCUGUGGAACUCUGGCCAAGGCGGCGGAAACCCUCAACAGCCACGGCGCUCGCCAAGUCUUUGCUAUUGUCACUCAUGGCAUCCUCAGCGGCACCGCCAUUGACACCAUUAACAACUCCCAUCUAUCUGGCCUUGUUGUCACCAACACCGUUCCCCUUGGCGAUAAAACCGAGCGCUGCCCUAAGCUCAAGGUCAUCGAUGUGUCUGGCACACUUGCUGAGGCUAUUCGACGAACCCACAAUGGCGAAUCAGUGUCAUACCUUUUCACCAAUGUUCCCGUCUAG